Messenger RNA from Mesoplodon densirostris (Blainville's beaked whale), 3502 nucleotides. RefSeq names its product discoidin domain receptor tyrosine kinase 2 (gene DDR2). Gene Ontology annotation, cellular component: membrane; signaling receptor complex. Lineage: Eukaryota; Metazoa; Chordata; Mammalia; Artiodactyla; Ziphiidae. The record is from RefSeq and is a predicted model, not a curated record. Gene Ontology annotation, molecular function: protein tyrosine kinase collagen receptor activity; collagen binding; ATP binding. The transcript has 18 exons. Bases 333 to 2900 code for a protein of 855 amino acids. Gene Ontology annotation, biological process: multicellular organism development; cell surface receptor protein tyrosine kinase signaling pathway; protein phosphorylation.
GGCAUCUUGCAUCAGCCUGUGGAUGUAUGCCUACCACCAGGCUCCUCCACCGGCAAAGUGGAAAAAGAAGCGUUUCACAACAGAUUCUUCUUUUUGGGUUGGGGGAACGCAGUGGAUUAUAGCUCUGUUUUCUUCUUUCCCAAACUGUGCACUCCUGGAUGAACGGAGAUCUACAACUAGUCGGGGGUUCAAUGCUCUAGAAAGUGCUGAGACUUGAAGCAAAGCAGCUACAAUAAUUGAAGCGAAGCAGAGGCCAGCUCUUCCUGAGGAUCCUGCCCCUCAGAGGAUGUUCUGCACCCAUUGAUGCUCCAGUUCCAACACCAUCUUCUGAGAUGAUCCUGAUUCCCAGAAUGCCCUUGGUGCUGCUCCUGCUGCUGCCUAUCUUGAGUUCUGCAAAAGCUCAGGUUAACCCAGCCAUAUGCCGCUAUCCUCUGGGCAUGUCAGGAGGCCACAUUCCAGAUGAGGACAUCACAGCUUCCAGUCAAUGGUCAGAGUCCACAGCUGCCAAAUAUGGAAGGCUGGACUCAGAAGAAGGGGACGGAGCCUGGUGUCCUGAGAUUCCAGUGGAACCUGAUGACCUGAAGGAGUUUCUGCAGAUUGACUUGCACACCCUGCACUUUAUCACUCUGGUGGGGACCCAGGGGCGCCAUGCAGGGGGCCAUGGCAUUGAGUUUGCCCCCAUGUACAAGAUCAAUUACAGUCGGGAUGGCACUCGCUGGAUCUCUUGGCGGAACCGGCAUGGGAAACAGGUGCUGGAUGGAAAUAGUAACCCCUAUGACAUUUUCCUAAAGGACUUGGAGCCACCCAUUGUGGCCAGAUUUGUCCGCUUUAUCCCAGUCACUGAUCACUCCAUGAAUGUGUGCAUGAGGGUGGAGCUUUAUGGCUGUGUCUGGCUAGAUGGCUUGGUGUCUUAUAAUGCUCCAGCUGGACAGCAGUUUGUACUACCAGGAGGCUCCAUCAUUUAUCUGAACGAUUCUGUCUAUGAUGGGGCCGUUGGGUACAGCAUGACUGAAGGGCUGGGCCAAUUGACCGAUGGCGUGUCUGGCCUGGAUGAUUUCACCCAGACCCAUGAGUACCAUGUGUGGCCAGGCUAUGACUACGUGGGCUGGAGAAAUGAGAGUGCCACCAAUGGUUACAUCGAGAUCAUGUUUGAGUUUGACCGCAUCAGGAAUUUUACUACUAUGAAGGUCCACUGCAACAACAUGUUUGCUAAAGGUGUGAAGAUUUUUAAGGAGGUACAGUGCUACUUUCGCUCUGAAGCCAAUGAAUGGGAACCUAACGCUGUCUCCUUCCCCCUUGUCCUGGAUGACGUCAACCCCAGUGCUCGGUUUGUCACGGUACCCCUCCACCACCGCAUGGCCAGUGCCAUCAAGUGCCAAUACCAUUUUGCUGACACCUGGAUGAUGUUCAGUGAGAUCACCUUCCAAUCAGAUGCUGCUAUGUACAACAACUCUGGAGCCCUGCCCACAUCGCCUGUGGCACCCACAACCUAUGAUCCAAUGCUUAAAGUUGAUGACAGCAACACUCGAAUCCUGAUUGGCUGCUUAGUGGCCAUAAUCUUCAUCCUCCUGGCUAUCAUUGUCAUCAUCCUCUGGAGGCAGUUCUGGCAGAAAAUGCUGGAGAAGGCUUCCCGGAGGAUGCUGGAUGAUGAAAUGACAGUCAGCCUUUCCCUGCCAAGCGAGUCCAGUAUGUUCAACAAUAACCGCUCCUCAUCACCAAGCGAGCAGGAGUCCAACUCCACUUAUGAUCGCAUCUUUCCCCUUCGCCCUGACUACCAGGAGCCGUCCAGGCUGAUACGGAAACUCCCAGAAUUUGCUCCAGGGGAGGAAGAAUCAGGCUGCAGUGGCAUUGUGAAGCCAGUCCAGCCCAGUGGGCCUGAGGGUGUGCCCCACUAUGCAGAGGCUGACAUUGUGAACCUCCAGGGGGUGACUGGAGGCAACACCUACUCCGUGCCUGCCAUUACCAUGGACCUGCUCUCGGGGAAAGAUGUGGCUGUGGAAGAGUUCCCCAGGAAACUCUUAACUUUCAAGGAGAAGCUGGGAGAAGGCCAGUUUGGGGAGGUUCAUCUCUGUGAAGUGGAGGGAAUGGAAAAAUUCAAAGACAAAGAUUUUGCCCUAGAUGUCAGUGCCAACCAGCCUGUCCUGGUGGCCGUGAAAAUGCUCCGAGCAGAUGCCAACAAGAAUGCCAGGAAUGAUUUUCUUAAGGAGAUAAAGAUCAUGUCCCGGCUCAAGGACCCAAACAUCAUCCGUCUCUUAGCUGUGUGUAUCGCUGACGAUCCUCUCUGCAUGAUCACUGAGUACAUGGAGAAUGGAGAUCUCAAUCAGUUCCUUUCCCGCCAUGAACCCCCCAGUUCUUCCUUCAGCAACGUACCCACUGUCAGUUAUGUCAACCUGAAGUUUAUGGCUACCCAGAUUGCAUCUGGCAUGAAGUACCUUUCCUCACUUAAUUUUGUUCAUCGAGAUCUGGCCACACGAAACUGCUUAGUGGGUAAGAACUAUACCAUCAAGAUAGCUGACUUUGGAAUGAGCAGAAACCUGUACAGUGGUGACUACUACCGAAUCCAGGGCCGGGCAGUUCUCCCGAUCCGCUGGAUGUCUUGGGAGAGCAUCUUGCUGGGCAAAUUCACCACAGCAAGUGAUGUGUGGGCCUUCGGGGUGACUCUGUGGGAGACCUUCACCUUUUGCCAGGAACAGCCCUAUUCCCAGCUGUCAGAUGAACAGGUCAUCGAGAAUACUGGAGAGUUCUUCCGAGACCAAGGGAGGCAGACUUACCUCCCCCAGCCUGCCAUUUGCCCUGACUCUGUGUAUAAGCUGAUGCUCAGCUGCUGGAGAAGAGACACCAAGCACCGUCCCUCAUUCCAGGAAAUCCACCUUCUGCUUCUUCAGCAAGGGGACGAGUGAUGCUGUCAAUGCCUGGCAACAGGUCCUCCUCACAAGACCUACCACUCACCCACGCCUAAGCCACUCCAUUUGGACAUUGAAUGGACCUGAGAGACAGAGGCUUGUUUGCCUUUAUCUCUUUCUGUCCCUCGUCUCCCUCCACUCCACUCCCCCACUCUCUACCCCGACACAUAUAUACUUUUUUUACAUUAAAGAACUAAAAAGAAAAAAAAAAAAGCCUAGGACAGAAUAGGGCAGAUAAAAUCUAGUAAAGAAUCUUACUUGAUAUACUGAAAAAGUUGGAUAACAAAGGCUAGAUAAUUGACAUAAUUUAUAAAGGUUAAAUAUGCUUGUGUUUAUGAAUGUGAAGAUUCUACAAUAUGUUGUCCAUGUCAUCUUUUAAAAAAUGGUUUCAGAAAGAAAAACUUGAAGAAUAGUAAUGUCUUAGGAAACAUGAGAUUAGACUUAGGGAAAAUACCUGGUAAGUGUGGAGAAUCUGAUGAAAUGGUAUUCAGUAACUAGUCACCAAUGGUUUAAUUUCCUAAUUUGGCCUGUAGACAUGUCCUGAACUCUGCAUUUUCCUCUCCUGGCAAAGUAGAUGUUAACAUGCUUGAAAAAACCCA